UUUUGCGGCUGCUGUUUUAUAGGCGUUGCUCUUUUAUUAUAAUUAUUUAUAUUGGACGUAAUGGCCCCGCAACCGGUGGUAACGGGUCUGUCGCCCAAGGAGGGUCCGCCGGGAACGCGUGUUAUUAUACGCGGUGAAUUCCUGGGUACACGUGUGCAGGAUCUCAUUGGUCUCAAAAUAUGCGGCUCCGACUGUCUGUUGUCGGCGGAAUGGAAGUCACCUAAUAAAAUCAUAGCCAGAACUGGCCCAGCCAAAGGGAAGGGUGAUAUUAUAGUGACAACUAUAAGCGGUGGCAUGGGCACAUCCACGGUGCAAUUUCGUGCUUAUCAUGAAACAAUUGGACCGCUCAAGGAGUCAGCUGUGUGGAUUGAGGAGUCGCCAUCGCAAAACUUUGCCUGGGGUCGCCGCACGCUAACGCAGUCUGGCCUAACUCAGGAAGAUCCGUUGGGUCUUUCCAUUGAGGGAAAUGAGCAGAAAAUACCGGAAGAUUUGCGCGAUUUGUUUCCCGAUGCUUGCGGUGAUUUGUCGCAGGAGAAUUUCUCACCCGCCUGGUUUUUGCUCGAGAAUCACUUGGCCACUUCGUUUGAAGAUCUUAAGGCUGGUCUGGCCUAUCUAAAGCGCAAGGUGGAGAGCCAAAAGGAGGGACAACUCUCGUUUCUGAAAUCAAAUGCUGGCUCAGUUAUUGAUCAGCUGGACACGCUAAUGAACAUCCGGGAUAAGCUGCAGGAGGAUGUCAAGCUGCACGGAAGCGAACCGCUAAAUAUUCUCGAGCAGUCCAUUGAGAACUCCAUUAAUGAAUCGCAGAAGAUCUUCACAGAUGUGCUCGUGCGCAAGGAGAAAGCAGACUCCACGCGCUCGGUGCUCUUUGCGCUGUCGCGUCACAAGUUUCUCUUCUGCCUGCCCAACACUGUGGAUCGUCGUGCCAAGGCGGGCGAGUAUGACAUUGUGGUCAAUGAUUAUUCGCGCGCCAAGAAUCUGUUUGGCAAAACGGAACUGGCUAUAUUUCGUCAGGUGCUGGAGGAGGUGGAUCAGCGCAUCUUGUUGAUACGUCGACAGCUGCACGAGAAGGUGGUCAAGAUGCCCCAGAGCGUGGAACAGCAGAAGAAGUUGAUCAAGGCGCUGACCAGCCUGGAGCUGCAGCAGAGCGGCACAACCAUUGGGGAUCGGCUGCGCAAUACGGAUCCCGCUUGGGAUGCCAUCGAAGCACGUGCUAAAUACUUGGAGGCCACCUUCCGCCAGACCUUUGAGCAGCACGCCAAUAAGGAUGCCGCCCCGCAGGAAAAGUCCAAGAGUCGCGAUCCCAGCCAGGCGCCCAGUCGUGUCAACUUUUGUGAGGAACUCUGCGAUAUUGCUGCCUCCCAGCUACCCGAUCUGUGGCGCCUGGGCCAGCUUUACUUCACGGGCGAAUUACGCGGACCGCACGACCCAAAGCCGGGUGACUUUAAGCGCAUGGUGCUAACGGCCAUCGAGAAGUUUUGUGUCUACUUGCGGCUGGCCAUACUCAUUGCUGCCGAUCAACGAGCCCUGCGCCAGUCCAGUGGCUUAUCAUGGCCCAUUGGCUCCUCCUCGGCUACACAUCAUUUUUUGCCAUGGAUACCGCAAUGUUUGCGUUACACGCGUAUAGCAUACGCCACACUUAUUGGUCUGGAUUUGCCCUCGGAUGCACUGGACAUUAUACAGAAGUUAAUCGAUGAGGUGCGCCUGUUUUGUUUCUCUAUCAUCUUCAAGCGGGCCACGGAUCGCUGCAAGAAGCUGGGCGCGCAGGAGACAUGGGAAAUGACAGUAGAGGAUUAUCCGGGUGCGACGCAGCUGCCCGCUGCACUGGAAACUCUGCUGGUGGAGACCCUAGACGAGGUGCAGUCUGUGUGCAUGCAGCCGGAGGUGCGUGAGGGCAAUCUGCUAGAGCCACAUUCAGAUGGGCAGCGCGAGGUAACACAGCGGCUGCAGGAGCUGCUGUCCGCAUUCAGCGCCGUCAUAGCCGAGUUGGCCUAUUCAACCCACGACGAUGAGACGCCUACGCAUAAUGUGUCCCAGCUGCUCGGAUUUCCAAAUGCCCAGCAACCGGAGUCGGUGUCCGGUGUUGGAGGCGCAGCUGUUAACUGGGAACAGCGCAUGCUCUGCUGCCUGGCCAACUAUGCGUAUUGCAACAAGAGCUUCUUUCCGCACAUUGGCGGAGUUUUCGUGCGCUACGGCUAUCCGUUGCCCACGCUGGCCAUUGAGACGGCGCGCUACAAUGCCAAUCAGCUGUUCACCAAUCUGCUGGAGGAAUAUGUGGAGCAUAAAGGUGAUCCACUGGUGGGCACCAUUGAGCCCUCCAUGUACCUGGGCCGCUUUCAGUGGGAUCACGAGAUGGAAAUUGGUCUGGGUCAGCUGCGUCCCUAUGCGCACGAGUGCUGCGAUAAUCUGGUGGGUGUUUACUCCGAAAUAUACAGCAUUUCGCCCUCACUGCUGCGUCCCAUACUGGAAUCGAUUGUGCAGACCAUUUCCGAAGAACUGGCGCGUCUGAUGAGCUGUGUGCAGCGAUUUAGCUACACGGGCGCCAUUCAGGCGCAUGUGGACAUACGACUUUUGCGCGAUGCUCUCGAGAACUAUGCCAACGAGACGGCCAAAAACUACUUUAUGGAGGCUCUGGAAGCCAUUACUCCGCCACUCAACAGCGAGCAGAAGCGCAAAGCGGAUGAGAUUCUUGAACGCGUGAAGCGCAAUAUGCGGCUGCAGUUGCUCUGCUUUGCCGUCAAAGAGCCAUAGGCACAUUCCCUCUAUAACUAGAU
Drosophila novamexicana is the source of this 2771-nucleotide messenger RNA. It is a transcript of the gene Sec5, whose product is annotated as exocyst complex component 2. Bases 61 to 2748 code for a protein of 895 amino acids. The record is from RefSeq and is a predicted model, not a curated record. Gene Ontology annotation, cellular component: exocyst. NCBI's taxonomy places the organism in Eukaryota, Metazoa, Arthropoda, Insecta, Diptera, Drosophilidae. The transcript has 4 exons. Gene Ontology annotation, biological process: exocytosis; Golgi to plasma membrane transport.